Messenger RNA from Betta splendens (Siamese fighting fish), 1868 nucleotides. It is a transcript of the gene c2h1orf115, whose product is annotated as chromosome 2 C1orf115 homolog. The transcript has 2 exons. Bases 588 to 938 code for a protein of 116 amino acids. Lineage: Eukaryota; Metazoa; Chordata; Actinopteri; Anabantiformes; Osphronemidae. The record is from RefSeq and is a predicted model, not a curated record.
UGUUAUUGUCUGGAUAAAGAAGAGGAGGAACCAUGAGACGCCUCAGGACUCAUGCUGCAUUUAGUUACACUGCUACAGAACGCUGUCACUAAACAUCCACAAACUGACCCAUAAGGAUCAUUAAUGAGCAGUAUUGGUCAUUAAUGCUUAAUAAUGAAAGGUCAAGGUUAAACCUUUCUGUGUGUCAGACAUUAACAGUAGCUCCUCACGGGCUCACGCCCACUCAAACACUUUAAGCUGUUGAAUAUGUUAAAGGCUUAAUGUUUUCAGGUUCUUACAGUUUGGAACAUUUGCUUUAAGCUGUUUGUCUAGUUUUAAUGUUGACACAGUGAGCAGAGAAUACGACAGAGCGACACCAACAGAAGCCAGAAAACUCUUAACACACUCUAAAGGUUUAGUUCACCUCCAACAACUAGUUCAUCUCUGCAUUCUUUUCUAAUCCUGCUUUCAUGUAUUUUAUGUCUAAGCUUACACUGCUUCCUGUCGGCUUCAGGCUAUUAAUAAGUUGGACUCCUCCUCACUCCAAAGGUCGUCCUGCAUGAUCGCUACGGUAGACGACAAAAAGAUCCAGCACCAUACAAGCAGGAAUGGAGGUAAAGGACAAGGACGAGGCUUCUUCAGCGGUCAGGAAGCAGCAGAAGACUUCCAAAGACGUGUUCUUCUCCAUACUGCCCGACAAAUACGAACCCCUGAUCGAAGAGGUGGAGGAGGACAGAGAGGAGACUGCAGAGCAGAAGAGAAAGCGGAAAGAAGAGAAGAAGAGGAGGAAAAAGAAAAAGUACAAAAAGUACAGAAAGAACAUAGGGAAGGCGUUGCGCUUCAGCUGGCGCUGUCUGCUGACCGGUCUGCAGAGCAUGGCUUCCACCUACUCUUCCCCCAUGUCAGCCAUGGCUGUGGUGGUGACAGCAGGGGGUCAAGCAGCUGGAAGCAACACAUGAGAUGAAGGAGGCUCCCGGAGCAAGACAACGUUCAGACAAGUUGAACGAUUCAUUCAUAGAGCUGAAUGAGGCUGCAACUAGCCAACACGGUCUGACUAAAACAUGAACUUUAUAUGUUUUAAUAGAAAAAUAGACCAUGUAUAACACAUUCUGACUGUGUUCUCCAUCUUUUUUAACAAUUAUUAAUACUACACCAUUACUGUGAAUUUUUACUAUACAUACUAUGUGGUUUGUGUUAAACAGCAAAACUGCCCAUAUGUAAAUUAUGUCAUUGAUCCUUGUGCUUUCCUUCCUUUGUGCCUGUUUUCCUUGUCUUACUAACUAUUGUACAUUCUCUUCAAGGACUUUAGAAAAUGACUUUUGUCUUCCUAAAGUCAGACAUUUGUGUAACUGCUUUGAUAACCCUGCAGCUACUGCAGGAGGUACUGGAGCACAAACCAGGUGCAAGCCAAGUGUAAACUUUGAAUUUGGUUGUGUAAAUUUGUUUGUUUGUUGGUUGGUUUAUUUGUUCUACACAGGAACCAUCGGCACUGUUUACUGUGGUUGGGGAAAUGUCACAUGUGUCACCUGCUCACAAGGUUCAGUUUGGACACACCAUGUGGACGUCAUUGUCCUUUGCAUCCACACCCUUAGAUGAAUUCUUCUUCUUCUUCUUCUUCUUCUUCUUCUUCUUCUUCUUCUUCUUCUUCUUCUUCUUCUUCUUCUUCUUCUUCUUCUUCUUCUUCUUCUUCUUCUUCUUCUUCUUCUUAUUAUUAUUAUUAUUAUUAUUAUUAUUAUUAUUAUUAUUAUUAUUAUUAUUACUAUUAUUAAAUGUGCUUUUCAUCAUCGUCGAAUAUGAGUAUGAUGAUGUGACCUCUGACAGCAGGAAGCUGUCUGUACAACUGUUCUGUAUGUUGUAUUUGACUAAACAUAUUAAACACAAAUGUUUAC